This is a messenger RNA of Paracoccidioides brasiliensis Pb18, 561 nucleotides long. RefSeq lists its product as uncharacterized. Bases 1 to 561 code for a protein of 186 amino acids. The transcript has a single exon. The record is from RefSeq and is a predicted model, not a curated record.
AUGCAUUACAAAUCGGUUCGACGUAUCGUCACAGGUCACACUCCGUCCGGUAAAGCCGUCAUCGAUUCAGAUACCCGUCUCACACCAUACGAUCCUAUGUCCCCAGACUGCUCUCCCGCCACAACAGAUAAACUAGGCUUCACCACGUUAUGGCGCACGGAGUCCUUCCCCGCCAAAGUUGACGGUCCAUGGAUGGACCUUCACGGCACCCAAAUCCCCCUCGCCGACUCCAUCGGCACUACAAUCCGCAUGGUAGAUUUCCCGCCUGGCCCAGGGUUCAUGCAUCGAACUCUUAGCAUAGAUUUCGGCAUCGUGCUUUCCGGCGAGAUUAUCCUGGAGUUGGAUAAUGGAGUGAAGACGAUACUGAAGAAAGAUGAUAUCGUCGUCCAGCGUAGCACUAUACAUUCCUGGUCUAACUCGACAUCCAAGCCAGCCCGCAUGCUUUUCUCCAUGCUGCCUGCUGAACCUGUUAAAAUCGGCAACGAGACUCUGGAGGCCACCACGAUCCCACCACCCCCUGUCCAUCAUAAUGGAUCGCCCUCCCGCAGCAGUGUCUCCUGA